This is a messenger RNA of Pleuronectes platessa (European plaice), 1393 nucleotides long. It is a transcript of the gene gra, whose product is annotated as granulito. The record is from RefSeq and is a predicted model, not a curated record. The transcript is spliced from 7 exons. Bases 591 to 983 code for a protein of 130 amino acids. NCBI's taxonomy places the organism in Eukaryota, Metazoa, Chordata, Actinopteri, Pleuronectiformes, Pleuronectidae.
AUGUGUUUGUCCUAAAUAUGACUUAAUCCUCAGAUAUGAAAACUGUUAUACACCAAUAACAGGUGUAGGAGUCUCUUGGGUUAUUAAUGACACAGGAAAUAGGCGUAACCUCAGAUCCUACAGUUGUUCCUCAUCCUUCAAUUGGAUUAAAAACUAAAUUUACUAAAGUGUCAUUCAAGUAUGGUUGAGACGAGGAGGUCAGUGUCCCAAUCAAGAGAUGUAUUCAUUAUUAUUAUCUUAGUGGUGAAUGUAAUUCACAAAAAAAGUGAAUUGUGAAUAUUUUGUAAUGUUCUUUUCACAUACAAAGUGAUGCAAUUUGAAGACUGGUAUUUAUUAUUUAAAGUAGUUGAUAUCAGUCACAACAAGUCAUAUGGCGAAUAUUUAAAUGAUUUUACGGACACGAUUUUACAAGCAUACAUCUUAUUUUGAAAUGCCUGCACCAGAAGUGGGAUCGCUGUGUGCAACUUGACGCCGGUGAGGGGAGCAGCCGGACAACCACGCAGCAGGAGUUUUAUUGAUCUGCAGUAUAGAUGUGAUGCCUUGUUGAGUGUGGUAGGUUUAAAACCAGUUUGAACCUUCGGGGGACCAGGAUGGAGGUAUCAAGGAGAAGAGUUUUCCAAAAGCAUCUGGAACCUGCGAGACCCCUGCGUCGCUGCUACACCAUCGACAUCGAGCCCAACAGAAAUGCUGCUACAUGUGCUCAGGCGCUGAUGGAGGAAGUGGAUCCACCGAAAAACAUAGGCAUAGAGCAGUUCCUCCAGAUAGUCAACCUCCAAAAACCGAAACAAGGCAGAAUAUCUUACACAAGAGACUUUUUAAUUGCGCUGGCGAGUUCUCCUCAUUCCAGGGAGAAACCAGAGUUCUUGCCAGAGCACCCCAUAGUCUUAACUGAGGCAAGAGAGCUCGGCAACCUGAGGCUUCAUGAACUGAGAUGGGCCCGUGGAAAAGAGGAAAUGGCUGCAGAAAGGCUUCUCUCACCUUAAAGACUUUGCGCAGGUGUUUCCCCCAAAGAGUGUUUCUGUAUUUUCUUGUUGAACCUUAUUUAACUCUUUAUUUAACUUGUGAAAUUUUGCAUUGCAUGUUUAUUAUUUAACUAUUUGAGAUGAAGUGUUAAUACUAAACCCCACUUUAUUUGCUAUAAGUAUGAGAAUAGCAUUUUUGCUUACAUUUUCUGCUGCGCAUGUUUUUGACAAAGUAUUAACAAUGUGUAAAACUGUUUAAAAUAUAUAAAUGGAUGCUUUUCAAGAAACGAUGGGAUUAGUCUGCCACUACAAUGGAGUCAUAAAAAAAAAGUGAAGUGAUCAAAAUGAUGUUUUUCAUCAGCAUUGUGAUUUAACAUGUCUAACUAAACAUGUUAAUUUCUUCUUCUCUCAUAAAAGAUGGUUUGACUCAA